Molecule: messenger RNA, 249 nt
Organism: Rotaria sordida
Lineage: Eukaryota; Metazoa; Rotifera; Eurotatoria; Philodinida; Philodinidae
Source: the annotation of a GenBank genome assembly
AUGAUCGUACCUCUUCUUCGGAGUGAAGCCCGUGGCUGGUCAUCAUCUGGAUCGUCGAUUCGUUAUAGCGGCGGUAUUUACGGAGGUAAAAUACAUCACAGUCAACAUUCUAAUGAUCCUGAUCCUAAACAAGCUCUUCAAUAUUCUUAUACCUUACAAGCUAUGCCAACACCAACAACAGCUCCAACGUCUGCUUCACAAACUAUAGAUGAUAAAACAGUUGAUCUUGCUAACAAUAAUACUGAAUAA